CUAAAAAAUUCUUCUAAUGAGUGCAUCUAUAGAUCUAGAGUGCAUUAUAGAAGUAUCUUAUAUCUUUUAUUAAUUAAAUAUUUUUAUUUUUAUUUAUUUUUAUUUUUUAUUUUUUGAGAGGGUUCAUUUGUAGUACGGAUUUCUUCUUCUUCUUCAACACUUCAGAUCUCACUCUCUGCAAAUAAAAAUCCAAUCUUUCUUCUUCUUCUUCGCCCUAAUUUUCCAAAUUCAACUCUGAAUAAAAACCCCAACUUUCCUUACUCUCUACUUUCUCUCCCCAAUACCCAUUUCCCUCUCCACAAUCCCAAUCUCAAGAUUCAAUCUUUUUCCCCUCUCUUGAUCCAUUUCAAUGGCUUCUCCUGGCAAUCCAAAUCCCCAAUCUCAAUCUCAACCCCAACAACAGACCUUCGAUAUGCAAUCUUUCUUUAAACCCACAACAACAACAACAACAACAACAAACCCAAAUUCUCAAAACCCUAAUAAUAAUUCUUCUUCUUCAACAACCCAUUUCCCAAUUCCACCACCAUCUUCAUACCCACCACCUUCUUCUUCCUCCUCCGCCGCCAAUUUCUCUUACCCACCUCAAACGUCGCCGUUUCACCACCAUCAAUUUCAGUACCACCAUCCCCAACUCCAUCAUCAUCAUCUUCCUCCUCCUCAACACCAACAAAUCCCAUACUCUCUUGAACAACAAGCUCAUCAAAUUCAUCAGCAGAGAUCUCUCUCUUACCCUACUCCUCCUCUUCAACCAUCUCCUUCUCCUCCUCCUCCCAAUUCAGGUGCACGAAUCAUGGCUCUCCUCAGUGCUUCUCCUCCUCCUCCUCCUCCUUCUUCCAACUCUUCUUCUUCUUCUUCGCCAAUCAUUGAAUUGCCGCCUAUGAUUCCAAUGGGAAUUAACCCAACUGGGCCUAUUCGAAUGCCCAGCAGUAAGCUUCCAAAGGGUAGACAUUUGAAUGGGGAUCAUGUUGUUUAUGAUGUGGAUGUUAGGCUUCAAGGUGAAGCUCAACCACAGCUUGAAGUUAGUCCAAUUACUAAGUAUGGUUCGGAUCCUCAACUCGUUUUGGGUAGACAAAUUGCGGUUAACAAAUCAUAUAUUUGUUAUGGAUUGAAGCAAGGGAAUAUUCGUACUCUUAAUAUUCACACUGCAAUAAGAUCUUUGUUUCGUGGUCACACUCAGAGGGUCACAGACAUGGCUUUUUUUGCUGAGGAUGUCCACCUUCUUGCUAGUGUGAGUGUGGAAGGACGGCUGUGUGUAUGGAAAAUAUCGGAAGGUCCAGGAGGUGAAGAAGGUAAACAACCAGAGAUCACAGGGAAGAUUGUCAUCGCUGUUCAAAUAACUGGCGAGGGGGAAGCUUCACAUCCCAGAAUUUGCUGGCACUGCCACAAACAAGAAAUGUUGGUAGUUGGGUUUGGAAAACGUGUUCUGAGAUUUGAUACUACAAAAGUUGGGAAAGGCAAAGUCUUUUCGGCUGAAGAACCUAUCAAGUGUCCAGUAGAGAAGCUGGUUGAUGGUGUUCAGUUUGUUGGUAAGCACGAUGGAGAAAUAACAGAUUUGUCAAUGUGCCAAUGGAUGGCCACUCGUUUGGUUUCUGCUUCAGUGGAUGGAACGAUAAAGAUUUGGGAAGAUAGAAAAGCGCAACCGCUUGCGGUCUUGAGACCCCACGAUGGCCACCCGGUUAAUUCAGCUACUUUCUUAACAGCUCCCCACAGGCCAGAACACAUUAUACUUAUCACAGCUGGUCCUUUAAAUCGAGAAGUGAAGAUUUGGGCAUCGGCUAGUGAAGAAGGUUGGUUGUUGCCAAGUGAGUCGGAAUCAUGGAAAUGUACUCAGACAUUGGAACUUAAGAGUUCAACCGAACCUAGGGUAGAGGAUGCAUUCUUUAACCAAGUUGUAGCAUUGCCACAAGCAGGGCUUCUCUUACUUGCAAAUGCUAAGAAAAAUGCUAUAUAUGCCGUACACCUAGAAUAUGGUCCUAACCCGGUGGCUACACGAAUGGAUUAUAUAGCAGAAUUUACUGUGACUAUGCCGAUUUUGAGUUUUACUGGGGCAAGUAUAUCACCCCAUGGAGAACAUAUUCUUCAGGUUUUUUGUGUCCAAACACAGGCUAUUCAGCAAUAUGCUUUGGAUUUAUCGCAGUGCUUGCCUCCACCAAUCGAGAAUUCAGCACUAGAUCGGUCUGAGUCCAAUGUUUCACGUGAUAGGGCUACUGUUGAAGGAUUCCCUGAAAUCUCACCACUGAAGCCAACUGCACAAGCGAGCAACUCUGAAAGUGCCAUGAGGUAUCCUGUUGGCUCUUCUAUCGAGGCAACAUCUUCUAAAGAAAUUAUGACUCGGAGUACAGAGGUGAAAUCUGUUGCGUUAACACCAACAGCAAGUGAUGCUGACAUUGUUUGUGCUCCAUCACCGCCUCUUCCUUUGAGUCCAAGGCUGUCGGGGAAACUAUCCGGUUUUAGAACUCCAUUAGAUACCUUUGAGUCAGGUACUUCGUUUAGUGAUCAUGCUUCUGGAGAACAAGCAAAUAAUGAUUAUCCUGUGGAUGAUGAUUCUAGGAAUGGUGAGAAGAAACUUUCACAAGAUGAUUUCUCGAGUGUCGUUAAUAGUACCAGCUCCGGCAUGUACAAACACCCAACUCAUCUCAUUACUCCUUCUGAGAUUUUAAUGGCAGCUUCAUCUGAGAGUACUAAAUCCGUUGAAUGCAAGGCUGGAGGUGAGGCAAACACCCAGGAUGUGCUUGUCAAUGGCGAUGCAGAUAAUACCGAGUUGGAAGUUAAAACUGUGGGUGAAUCAAGAUCUAAUCAAAAUGAUGAUUUCAGAGUUCAGGAAGAAUCUACAAAGGUUUCGGAGAACAAAGAAAAAUAUUUUUGUUCUCAGGCAUCAGAUCUUGGUAUCGAGAUGGCCCGAGAACGUGCAAUAUCAAAUGUCAAUGAAGCUUGUAGUACAGAUGAAGCUCGGCAAGUUGAUGAUGCAAGCAGUACAGAGGCACAGGUGCAACCUACUCAUGCCAGCGAGGAAGAUCAAGACUCUACAAGAGACACAUCUGCAAAGGCUUCCGAAUCAUGUUCUUCUACUGCAGCUAAUCCUAUGCAGACACCGAAUACAAAAUCGAAAAAGAAGGCAAAAAACUCUCAAGCAUCUGGUUCUUCUUCUCCAUAUCCAGGUGUGCUCAAUUCAGUGGAUUCUAGCAAUGAACCUGGUGGGAGUUCGAGUUUGGAAGCUGCGUUUCCUCAAAUUGUAGCCAUGCAGGAGAUGCUUAAUCAGCUAAUGACCAUGCAGAAAGACAUGCAGAAGCAUAUGUCGAUGAUGGUUGCAGUUCCAGUAACAAAGGAGGGAAGAAGACUGGAGGCUGCUAUUGGACGAAGCAUGGAGAAGGCUGUUAAGGCCAGUAAUGAUGCUUUAUGGGCUCGUUUUCAAGAAGAGAGUGCGAAAAAUGAUAAGAUAUAUCGGGAUCGAACUCAACAAAUUGUUAGUUUGAUUAGUAACUUAAUGGGCAAGGACUUACCAGCCUUGUUAGAUAAGACACUGAAGAAAGAAAUUUCAGCAGUUGGACCUGCUGUAAUUCGAGCAAUUACUCCGGCUAUUGAGAAAACGAUAUCUUCAGUUAUUGCAGAAUCUUUUCAGAGAGGAGUAGGUGACAAGGCAGUAAAUCAGUUGGAGAAAUCAGUCAACUCAAAACUCGAAGCUACAGUUGCUAGACAAAUCCAAGCACAAUUUCAAACUACCGGUAAACAAGCUCUUCAGGAGGCAUUGAAAUCUAGCUUUGACUCUUCGGUGAUCCCUGCGUUUGAGAUGUCAUGCAAAGCCAUGUUUGAACAAGUAGAUGCUACAUUUCAAAAGGGAAUGGCUGAACAUUCUAAUGCAACUCAGCAGCACUUUGAGAGUUCACACUCUCCGUUGGCGCUUACUUUAAGGGAUGCUAUGAAUGCAGCGUCAUCGGUAACUCAAACAUUAAGUGGAGAGUUGGCUGAUGGUCAACGGAAGCUGAUAGCUCUUGCUGCUGCCGGAGCAAAAGCAGGUGGAGUAAAUCCCUUGGUGACCCAACUAAGUAACGGUCCUUUGGGUGGUCUCCAUGAGAAGAUUGAGGUUCCCUUGGAUCCAACGAAGGAACUGUCAAGAUUGAUUUCCGAACAGAAGUAUGAGGAGGCCUUCACUGGAGCUCUACAAAGAACCGACUUGACGAUUGUAUCAUGGUUGUGUUCUCAGGUUGAUCUUCGGGGUCUAUUGUCAAUGUCACCACUUCCACUGAGCCAAGGAGUGUUGCUUUCGCUGUUGCAACAGUUAGCGUGCGAUAUCAACAAAGAAACAACCCGAAAGCUAGGAUGGAUGACUGACGUUGCAGCAGCCAUAAACCCUACAGACCCGAUGAUCGCAAUGCACGUAAGACCAAUCUUCGAGCAAGUGUAUCAGAUACUGCACCAUCAACGCAACUUGCCUACAAUCAACGGUGCUGAGAUAACCAGUAUCAGACUCCUCAUGCACGUCAUAAACUCCAUGCUAAUGACAUGUAAAUGAGGCACAUUAUUUCGUUCUUCUCCUUUUUCGUGUUGUAGAAGUACCCACCACCACCACCGCCACCAUCACCACCACUCCACUUGUGCAAAGAGUACAUUUACUACCAAUUCGACUUUUUUUUCUUUCUUUGUUCUUCUGUACAAAAUUGUCCAAGUGAUUUCCAAAGCUUAAAGGGUCUCUUUCUUUUUCUCUCUUACCACCACCUUGUAGAGUCAAUCGUUAAAUCUUUUGUAUCUGCUAAAAUAGAUUGUUGGAAAUUUUGGUUGAUUUUUGUUCUCUUUUAUCAUUCUUAAUCUCUUCAAUUGAUUAUCAUUUCUUCCUUUUGGUUUCGUACCAUUUAUUUUUAUCCGAUUUGAAAAAAAUCUAAACUCAGUGACCAUGAUUGGAUCACUUAUUUUGAAAAUGGUAAAUUUAAUUUGUAUUUUUUAAAAUAGUAAAAAAUUAUACUUAUUAAGAGAAUUGCUAAAAGUGGUAUCUAACACUCUUAUAUAACUUCAAAAAAUAAUACUAAUAAAAAGUGCGAGUAAUACUAAUACCCAAUAACAAAAAAUUCAAUUUAUUGUAUUCAAUGGUAAACGAGUCCAAAUUUGUGUUUACCCAUUACAAAACCCCACUUUCAUAACAGUUGUCCUCACUUAAAAACCAAGAAAAGUGCAAAUGAAAAAAAUGACAAAAACAAUAAAAGGCCAAAAGAACAAGAGACACCAAACUUACACAAUCCCAUCACCACUUAACAAAAUUGAAACACAAAGCUCAACAAAAAGAAGAUGAAGAUGAAAAAAAAGUACCAUUCAUUCAAAGUUCCAAACUUUUCUGUAAAUUGAAUAAUAAUAUAAUAACAAAUAAUAAAAAAAAAUAAAAAAUUGAACAAUAACAGCAAUGAAGAAGUAGAAUCAGUAUAUACAUAAAAUUUCUCACAAUGCCAUUCUCAAAAAUAGCAUUUUUUUUACAAGGUUCCAUUUUUUGAGGGGUUAAAGUAAAAAAGAAAAAUUGAAUUAAAGGCCAAAACUUUAAAAAAAUUACACAUUAGCCCAAAUUGAAGAAGAAGAAGAAGACUGUUUGAUUUCUACCAACACUGAUCAGUUUCCCAUCUCCGAGUUGAACUCGUAAACCCAUACGAAGAAGAAGAAGAAGACAACGGUGAUCUCUGAAAAUGGUUACCCAAAGACAAAUCAUACAUAGCCCUAGCCGAAGGAUCAGAAAGCGUAGCAUAAGCGUUAUGAAUUUCGAUGAAAUCAAGCCCAUCAGAGAUCGAAUCAUCUUCGUCUUCAGCAACAUCUGGAUGAUAUAGCUUGGCUAGAUUCCGGUAAGCCAUUUUGAUUUCAGUCUGAGAAGCGUUAUGCUUUACUCUGAGGACGUCGUAGAAGCUUCCGGUAAUGGUGGAUUUAACUCUGGGUCUUUCCGUUACCGUGAAAGCCUUGACGGCGGAGCUUCGUCUGCUUCGAUUGGAGGAGGAAGAAGACGACGGAGAUGAUGGGAAUUUUAGGAAAGGGGCGGAAUUGAGUCGAUUUUCCGGUGAGAGAAAGAGGGUUGGGAGAACUAGGGUUAGGGUUUGGGACAUAAUUGGGGAUUUUGGGGGAGAAUUGAGAAGUGGGGUUUUUUUGUAUAU
Cannabis sativa is the source of this 6119-nucleotide messenger RNA. Its product is annotated as enhancer of mRNA-decapping protein 4. Gene Ontology annotation, biological process: deadenylation-independent decapping of nuclear-transcribed mRNA. Gene Ontology annotation, molecular function: protein binding. The coding region runs from base 350 to 4510 and encodes 1386 amino acids. The transcript is spliced from 12 exons. Gene Ontology annotation, cellular component: P-body. NCBI's taxonomy places the organism in Eukaryota, Viridiplantae, Streptophyta, Magnoliopsida, Rosales, Cannabaceae. The record is from RefSeq and is a predicted model, not a curated record.